AUGAAAGAAAUGGUACAUGGAAAUUAUGACAGAUGUCAAGUACAGUGGCACCUUACAUCAUAUCUCAAAAGUCACAGGAAGUCUACCGAGCAUUUGAAUUCACAUAAAAAGUGGAUAGUGUUUUCCGAGGGUCUCAAAAAGUCACAAACUGUCAACGCCCAUGUUCAAAGGCAUCUGAAUACUGAAAGCAGACAUUGGAAAAAUUUUCUUGGGCGCUUAAUAUCAAUAAUUCAUUUCCUAGGUCAGCACUGUCUGCCUUGGAGAGGAAGUACAGAUACACUCGUUCAGCCUGACAACAGAAACUUCUUGAAACUUGUUGAAUUAUUCGGAAAGUUCGACACUGUGAUGAUGGAGCACGUGCACAGAACAAAGAAAGGUGAGACCAAGGGUCAUCAUUAUCUUGGAAAAGAAACAAAGAAUGAAAUAAUUCAUCUUAUUGGAUCAUCUAUAACCAACAACAUUCUAUUAAUGAUGAAAUCUGCAAAGUCGUGCUCAAGUUCUUGGAACAUAAAAAAAUCCUAUUGGGAAAGUAGCAUCGAUGACCUUACUCCGCCGAGGUUUCAAAUUGGAGACAUUUAUGAUGCACUGAUUCAGAUAUCAGGAAAAUUCAAUGUAACUAAUCAACUGAAAGCUCAUUGUGAUUAUUUUGACUUUCUCUACAACAUUGACGAGAUGAAGAAUGCACCUCCAGACAGCCUGGACACAAAGUGUCCAAAAGAGAUUCUGAAGUUUAUGGGAAGAUAUAAUUUUUGCCCAAAUGUUAACAUUGGUUUGAGGAUUCUACUAACACUCUCAGUGAUAGUUGCGAGUGGAAAGAGGAGUUUCUCAAAACUGAAAUUGAUAAAGACGUACCUCCAAUCAAUGUUGAAUACAUUAUAUGUUCACAACCAUUGA
Schistocerca gregaria is the source of this 894-nucleotide messenger RNA. RefSeq lists its product as uncharacterized. The record is from RefSeq and is a predicted model, not a curated record. Lineage: Eukaryota; Metazoa; Arthropoda; Insecta; Orthoptera; Acrididae. The transcript has 6 exons. Bases 1 to 894 code for a protein of 297 amino acids.